AUGGUACCACCGUUAGACAUAGAGAAACACGUAAAGUACAUACAGAACUUAGAUAAGAAACAGGAUUUAUCUUACUUCCUAACUGAACAUUUAAGGAUAAAUGGAGUAUAUUGGGGUUUAACAGCUUUAUGUAUCAUGGAUGAAAAAGAAGCUUUGGAUAGGGAAGAAAUGAUUAGGUAUGUUAGAAGUUGUUGGGAUGAUGAAGUUGGAACUUAUGGUGCUCAUCCGGGACAUGAUGGACAUAUACUUGGGACUCUAUCAGCUAUACAAAUACUUGCUAUACAAGAUGCUCUGGAUCAAAUAGAUGUGAAUAGAGUCGUUUCUUUCCUCCUCUCUCUUGUCUCACCAACAGGACAAGUAUCAGGCGAUUCAUUCGGUGAAACCGACACUCGAUUCUCUUACAUCUUACUGCAAUCCCUCACACUUUUAGGCAGAAUGGAUGAUCUUCGAUCUUUACACGAUGGAAGAGGAUUACAACUCGUCGUUGAACAUAUACAAAAGUGUAUGAAUUUUGAUGGAGGUUUUGGGACUACUAUAGGUGGUGAAAGUCAUGGUGGACAAGUAUGGGUAUGUUUAGCCGCUCUAGCCCUCGCAGACAAACUCGACAUAGUCGACAAAGAUCUUACCGCUGCUUGGCUUAGCGAAAGACAAGUAGGUAGUGGAGGAUUGAAUGGUAGACCAGAGAAAUUAGAAGAUGUUUGUUAUUCAUGGUGGGACUUGGCAUCUUUAUCAAUUCUUGGGAGAUUAAAUUGGAUCGAUCGUGAUAAAUUGAUAGAUUUCAUACUUUCUGCUCAGGACUUGGAAGAUGGUGGAAUAGCCGAUCGACCGGGUGAUUGGGUAGACGUCUUUCAUACCGUCUUUGGACUUGCCGGUUUAUCUCUUGUUGGAUAUCCAGGUUUGAAAGAUAUUGAUCCUGUUUAUUGUAUGCCGUCUGAAGUGAUUGAUAAGAUGGGGUUACGAAAGACUUAUACCACUUUAUCUCGUAUGACACAUUAUCCACUCGAUCCGAUCACAUAA
Messenger RNA from Tremella mesenterica DSM 1558, 1017 nucleotides. RefSeq lists its product as uncharacterized. Gene Ontology annotation, cellular component: Rab-protein geranylgeranyltransferase complex. Gene Ontology annotation, biological process: protein geranylgeranylation. The record is from RefSeq and is a predicted model, not a curated record. The coding region runs from base 1 to 1017 and encodes 338 amino acids. NCBI's taxonomy places the organism in Eukaryota, Fungi, Basidiomycota, Tremellomycetes, Tremellales, Tremellaceae. The transcript is spliced from 8 exons. Gene Ontology annotation, molecular function: Rab geranylgeranyltransferase activity.